Sphenostylis stenocarpa is the source of this 855-nucleotide messenger RNA. The record is from the annotation of a GenBank genome assembly. NCBI's taxonomy places the organism in Eukaryota, Viridiplantae, Streptophyta, Magnoliopsida, Fabales, Fabaceae.
AUGUCGCAUAUGUCAAUUGCCAACUCACCAGCCUCCCAUGUUCCUGUCUUUGUUGGAACCAAACAACCUGCGACCACGACUCUGCUUCACAAUUCUAAAAUGGGUUGCUGUGUCAGUACCAACAGAUCUUAUUCUUCGCCCUCAAGCAAGCCUUGUGAGCCACCACCAAGAUCUACUGCGAAAGGUUCAGAAAACAGAGCACCGCCACCGGAGGAAGAGACGGUGAAGGAAGUGUUGUCUGAAACACCCAAAUGGAAGCCCAAAUUCGAAGCGGAGAAGCCCCCACAGACCGAAGUCGAGAACGAGAAGGAGAAGCUAUUCAUCAAGCCCGAAGAGAUCUCUGAGGUUUCUGAAGUUUGCAGUCUAAGCGAAAGCGUGUCCACACUCGCCGACGAAGAAGCGCGUCAAAGAGUCAACAGAUCUCCGGGGAAGGUGCGUAAAGCGCGAUCCUUUUCCGGCGAGCUCGGGGCCCGGAGGGAGAGAACGGCGGGGAAAUCCCCCGCGAGGAGGCCAGAGCAGUCGCCGGGGAGAAGAAAUGUUGGGUCGGUGAGAGUUGUUCAAAUGGGCAAUGGGGGAAGUGGAAACCAACCUCGCCGCCGAGACCCCGGCGAGAAUUCCGGUCGUCGAUCCAGGUCGCCGGCCACCCGCAACGACAGCGUGGCAUCUAGAUCCGUCGUGGGUCGGAGCCCGUCGGCGAGGAGAACAAAUCAAUCACCUGCUCGGGUCAGAUCCACGGCGGCGGAGAGCGGUUGCCGGAAAAUGGAAAAUUCGUAUGUGGAGGGUAAAUGGCCUUCUUCGGCUAACGAGUCCCUAGAAAACCCACUUGUGUCGUUGGAGUGCUUCAUAUUUCUCUAG